UUUCUAUAGAGACACUUCCUGUGGCAGAGAAAAGAGGUAGUGAGCGGUGUUUCAGGAUGUGAGGGCCCGCAGGAGCCGAGUCGGGCUCUCUCUGCCGCCUGCCUGCCACCGUGCAAGCUCUGGCUGGCGCUGCCCACAGUCCCCAUGGUGGGCAGCCCCCGCGGCAGGGACCCGUGAUCUGCAGCGGCAUGCCAGGGAAGCCCAAGCACCUGGGCGUCCCCAACGGGCGCAUGGUUCUGGCUGUGUCAGAUGGAGAGCUGAGCAGCACGACGGGGCCCCAGGGCCAGGGCGAGGGCCGCGGCAGCUCCCUCAGCAUCCACAGCCUCCCCAGUGGUCCUAGCAGCCCCUUCCCAACCGAGGAGCAGCCUGUGGCCAGCUGGGCCCUGUCCUUCGAGCGGCUGCUGCAGGACCCGCUGGGCCUGGCUUACUUCACUGAGUUCCUGAAGAAGGAGUUCAGCGCGGAAAACGUGACUUUCUGGAAGGCCUGCGAGCGCUUCCAACAGAUCCCGGCCAGCGAUACCCAGCAGCUAGCUCAGGAGGCCCGCAACAUCUACCAGGAGUUCCUGUCCAGCCAGGCGCUGAGCCCAGUGAACAUCGACCGUCAGGCCUGGCUUGGCGAGGAGGUGCUGGCCGAGCCCCGGCCGGACAUGUUUCGGGCACAGCAGCUUCAGAUCUUCAACUUGAUGAAGUUCGACAGCUAUGCGCGCUUCGUCAAGUCCCCGCUGUACCGCGAGUGCCUGCUAGCUGAGGCCGAGGGGCGCCCUCUGCGGGAACCUGGCUCCUCGCGCCUCGGCAGCCCUGACGCCACUAGGAAGAAGCCGAAGCUGAAGCCCGGGAAGUCGCUGCCGCUGGGUGUGGAGGAGUUGGGGCAGCCACCCGUUGAGGGUCCUGGGGGCCGCCCUCUCCGCAAGUCCUUCCGCAGGGAGCUGGGCGGGACUGCAAACGCCGCCUUGCGCCGAGAGUCUCAAGGCUCCCUCAACUCCUCCGCUAGCCUGGACCUUGGCUUCCUAGCGUUCGUCAGCAGCAAAUCUGAGAGCCACCGGAAGAGCCUUGGGAGCACCGAGGGUGAAAGUGAAAGCCGGCCAGGGAAGUACUGCUGUGUGUACCUGCCUGAUGGCACAGCCUCCUUGGCCCUGGCCAGACCUGGCCUCACCAUCCGAGAUAUGCUGGCAGGGAUCUGUGAGAAACGAGGCCUCUCUCUACCUGACAUCAAGGUCUACCUGGUGGGCAAUGAACAGAAGGCCCUGGUCCUGGAUCAGGACUGCACCGUGCUGGCAGAUCAGGAAGUGCGGCUGGAAAACAGGAUCACCUUCGAGCUGGAGCUGACGGCACUGGAUCGCGUGGUACGAAUCUCAGCCAAGCCCACCAAGCGGCUGCAGGAGGCGCUGCAACCUAUUCUGGAGAAGCACGGCUUGAGCCCGCUACAGGUGGUGCUGCACCGGCCAGGCGAGAAGGAGCCUCUGGAUCUGGGAAAGCUAGUGAGCUCAGUGGCGGCCCAGAGACUGGUUUUGGACACUCUUCCAGGUGUGAAGAUCUCCAAAGCCCGUGACAAAUCUCCCUGCCGCAGCCAGGGCUGUCCACCUAGAACCCAGGACAAGGCCACCCAUCCCCCUCCAGCGUCUCCCAGUUCUCUGGUGAAGGCGCCCAGUAGUGCCAGUGGAAAGCGGCAGACCUGUGACAUCGAAGGCCUGGUGGAGCUGCUGAACCGGGUGCAGAGCAGCGGGGCCCACGACCAGAGGGGUCUUCUGAGGAAAGAGGACCUGAUACUUCCAGAAUUUCUGCAGCUGCCUACCCAAGGGCCCAGCUCCCGGGAGACCCCACCACAGACUGAAUCAGCAGCCCAGCCCAUCGGGGGAUCCUUGAACUCCACCACCGACUCAGCCCUCUGACAGCUACCCAACAGUCCAGGACAGCUGCAUGGCACCCGGCGGGCCGAGCAUGCCACGGGUCCGCUCUGCAUGCCCUGUCUGUGCCAUGAGUGUCCCUGGCCCCUUCCUGCCAUGGGCAGGCCCGCAGGAAGAGCCGGUAGGGGUGGAAAGGGGACUCAGAUGAGACACACCCCACAGCCACCACCGCCUUGUCCCACAACAAGCUCACCCCCAGCCCCUUGCAGCCAGGCCACAGUGGGGGAGGUGAGUCUAGCCCCUUGGAACAGGCUUGCCCAACACGGAGGGAUGGCGUUGGCAGUGCCAGCCUCCCCAGCCUGUGCCAAGUUUCAACAGGGGCAGGAGGAGGGGCCGGCCCCUCCUCAGGGAGCUGGUAUGAGUAAGGCCUGAGGGUGCAGGCAGGCAGCCCUGUACCCCACCCACAUAGACUAUACUGUACAUACAGAUUUUGCAGUAGGCUUGGGGCAGCUGGGUUUGUCCUUGAUGUAUGAUACUGUUAUUAUAAUAAUUAUUAUUAUUCUGCCA
Messenger RNA from Mandrillus leucophaeus (drill), 2411 nucleotides. RefSeq names its product regulator of G-protein signaling 14 (gene RGS14). The record is from RefSeq and is a predicted model, not a curated record. Gene Ontology annotation, biological process: regulation of G protein-coupled receptor signaling pathway; signal transduction. The coding region runs from base 189 to 1889 and encodes 566 amino acids. Gene Ontology annotation, molecular function: G-protein alpha-subunit binding; GTPase activator activity; microtubule binding. The transcript has 15 exons. Lineage: Eukaryota; Metazoa; Chordata; Mammalia; Primates; Cercopithecidae.